Molecule: messenger RNA, 1852 nt
Organism: Lepisosteus oculatus (spotted gar)
Lineage: Eukaryota; Metazoa; Chordata; Actinopteri; Semionotiformes; Lepisosteidae
Source: RefSeq, a predicted model, not a curated record
AGUAUGGGAAGCAAACCCAGUGCGCUCAGAUGUGCUCGGAGAAACUAUAAAGCUCAGUACCACUGGUGGAGCUUGGAAACGGAGUCCAAACUCUUCACUUGCAGCUAGGAAGUGAAACGCGAUGGCUUUAAACCCAGCGCAAGGACUACCCUUUUUACCUGGAAACACGUUUCGGGAUCCCACGAAGUCAUCAUUCCACCGGUCGCAGACGCUGGACUAUAAGAAUGGCUAUGCUUUGCCACGGCGCCCAAGGGUGGGCAUUGGACAGGAUCCCCUUCUUUCCAAUCAGAUCUCCCAAUCUGAGCUCAACCAGCUGGCCACCUUGUAUCCUACUCUGAUCUAUGGACAGUCUCGCCCCUCGCCCCCUGUGGACUUUAUCCCUGCACAUGUCGCCUUUGAUAAGAAGGUUUUGCGGUUUAAUGGGUACAUCAAGCAGGAGGUGGUGGGUUCUCCAGAUGAGGACUACCGUGUGCGCCCCGUGGUGAUCUGUUAUUACCUGGAGGAUGACAGCAUCGCUGUGAUGGAGCCAGUGGUGGAGAACUCUGGGAUUCCUCAGGGCAAGCUGAUUAAGAGACAACAGUUGCCCAAAAAUGAUCACGGCGAGCAUUAUCAUUGGAAAGAUCUGAACCUAGGCAUUGAUUUGUGUGUAUACGGUACUGCCUAUCGCCUCGCACACUGUGACUCCUAUACACAGGAGUUCCUAGAGAGUCAGGGGGUAGUCCUGAAUGAGCCAGAAGACAUCCCCAGUGAUCCGUACAUUGAAAGACGGGCUCAACCUCUGCGCUCCUACAUCACCCCCUCCGAUUUUGACCGUCUCAAACAAUUUUUAACCAUGGACCGUAAGGUGCUCCGGUUUUAUGCCCUGUGGGAUCACACAGACGCUCUCUAUGGGGAGACUCGCCCUGUCACAAUUCAGUACUAUCUAGUGGACGACUCAGUGGAGAUCCGGGAGGUUCAUGAGCCCAACAAUGGCAGGGACCCCUUCCCGGUUUUGCUGCGGAGACAGAGGCUGCCCAAGCAGACCCGGACCUCUGGCGACUCCUUUCCGACAUCUGUACUAGAGAUCUCAGACAAGGAGGUAGAAGAGUAUUUGUCCCCUAAGGACUUCAGGGUGGGAGAAACCAUUACCAUCAUGGGGCGCCGCUUCCUUCUAUAUAACUGUGACGAGUUCACCAGGAGCUACUACAAAGAACACUUGGGAGUGACUGAUUUCAAGCCAGUUGACGUGAACAUGAAAGAAAGUGUGGAGAAGAAGAAGGAAUUCCCUCCUUACAAUGGGUUUGGCUCCCUUGAGGACUCUGUGCAGAACUGCCUGUCCCUCAUCCCUGAGCCGCCAAAGAAGGAUCUAAUUAAGAUGUUGGAAAAUGACCACAAAGUGCUGAGAUAUGAAGCCAGACUGAAUUCUCAGAAUCCCCAGGACAAUGGACGCCGUUUUAUCCUCUCCUACUUCCUGUCUAAUGAUAUGAUCAGCAUCUUUGAACCCCCUGUCCGUAACUCUGGAAUGAUUGGAGGAAAGUUCUUGGAGAAGACACGAAUUCCCAAGCCUGGUAGCACGGUGGACAAUCCACAAUAUUACGGUCCAGAAGAUUUUGCCAUUGGAUCCACAGUAGAGGUUUUCAGACACCGUUUCAUACUGACAGAUGCAGACAUAUACGUUUUAAAGUAUCUAGAGACAAUCGCAGACCGCAUCCCGGAAGACACUCUGAACUCCUUGCGCCAAAGGUCAAAAGAUACACUUCAGCUGCAAGAACACUCAAACCAGCUAGGUAAGUUAUGCAACCUUUUUCUUUGGCUUUAUUUAGUCAAACUGCUGAAAUUAUGUUUAGAAUUAAUUUAAUAUCUUAACAUUCCA